CACCUUCAUCCUUGUUCUUCAGACCUGCGUGAAGAACAAUAACAUAUAAACAUAUAAAGAAAACAAAAUUAAUAAAUUUUGUUUUCCAUCUCGCAGAAGGUCUCUCGACUCUCACUAAGCCUAUUCUUCAAUACCAUGGACAUGAAGAAGAUCUCCUGCGCCGUCAUUGUCGCCGCCGCCUCUAUAAGCGCGGUCCUGGCUGCUGGCUCCGCUCCAGCUCCAGCUCCAGGUGCAGCUUCAGCUUCAGCUUCAGCUUCAGCUUCAGCUUCAGCUUCAGCAGCUGCCCCAGGCCCAGACUCCAACGUCGCAACCUCAACAAUGCCUGUUCUUGGGUCCUUGGUUGGAGCCACCCUUGUUUCUUUCUUUUCCUACUAUUUGCAGUAAGCCAGCAAAAAUCUACGAAACCAUGAAGUACUGAAGAAUCAAAAAAGGUGAAUGAAUAAAUGUAAAAUAUUACUCGGGGUUCAAUCCAUUUUACUUGCUUUCCUCUUCC
Molecule: messenger RNA, 493 nt
Organism: Gossypium arboreum
Lineage: Eukaryota; Viridiplantae; Streptophyta; Magnoliopsida; Malvales; Malvaceae
Product: arabinogalactan protein 23-like
Exons: 1
Coding region: 136-384 (82 amino acids)
Source: RefSeq, a predicted model, not a curated record